GAAAACAUUCAUGUCGUUUUUAUAUACUCUAUAUAUUCUAUCAAAUUCGAUUCGUACUUUGGAUCUAAUCCAAUUACUCGUAGAGUACGCCUACCUUCCUGCUCACCUUAUGAAUCUGCGUUCUGUAAUGUAUCCCGUGACAUCUGCAAAAGUUGGAGGUUUAGAAAUAUGCUUAAGAACAUACUGCAUUAUCCAUCAGCAAGAGCAAAUAUUCUCAUUGAUAUACCUGGCACAGCCAUAUAUAUACCUGUCACAAUGUGUAUGGCUUAG
This is a messenger RNA of Scutellospora calospora, 270 nucleotides long. The record is from the annotation of a GenBank genome assembly. Lineage: Eukaryota; Fungi; Glomeromycota; Glomeromycetes; Diversisporales; Gigasporaceae.